GACUACAAUCCCAGUGCCGCCGCUGUCUCUGCCUUUGGCUCGGUUUCUGUCGACGUGGGAAAAGCGUUGCAAGAGCAAGCAACACUGAAUCAAUCUAUGGGUGUAUGCUCUUGAGAUGAGCGGAGUGUCAUGCCAGUGGACGUGUAGCCCUAGAAAACAGAUUCUAGUAUGUGGCUUAAACCCGAAGAGGUGCUUCUCAAAAACGCGCUCAAAUUAUGGGUGACGGAAAAAUCCAACGAUUACUUCGUGCUGCAGCGCAGACGCGGAUACGGGGAGGACAGCGGAGGAUUGACAGGCCUGCUGGUUGGAACAUUGGACACAGUUCUUGACUCCUCUUCCAAAGUGGCCCCGUUCCGCAUUUUACACCAAACACCUGACUCUCAGGUGUACUGGAACAUUGCCUGUGGAGCAUCUUUAGAGGAGAUCUCGCAGCACUGGGACUGGCUGCAGCAGAACAUCAUCAGAACUCUCUCUGUGUUCGACUGUGGGGAAGACAUCACCAGCUUUGUCCAGGGAAAGAUAAGGGGUCUGAUAGCAGAGGAGGGCAAAUCCGCUGGUGACGAGGAGGAUCCAGAGCACUUCAGGGAGGUAGUGCUGCGCUUUGAACGUCUGUUCGGUUUGCCUCAGAGAGAGAAGCUUGUGACGUAUUUCUCCUGCAGCUACUGGAGAGGACGAGUGCCAAACCAAGGCUGGAUCUACCUCAGCACCAACUUCCUGUGUUUCUAUUCCUAUAUGCUGGGAAAUGAAGUGAAACUGGUGUUUCCCUGGGAUGACGUCAGCCGUCUAGAGCGUACGUCAAGCGUGUUUUUGACGGAGAGCAUCCGUGUGCGUGUAAGAGGAGAAGAUCAUUUCUUCUCGAUGCUCUUGAGGCUCCAGCAGACAUACCUGAUCAUGCAGCAUCUUGCUGAGUAUGCCAUCGUGCGCUACUUCGAGAAAGAAACCUUCAAUGCUGAACAUCCAUUAGCCAACCCCCUUCACAUCACACAGAGAGCUCUGGAAAUACAUGCACGGAAUCAGUCGUUCCGAGCAUUUUUCCGGUUGCCACAGGAGGAGAACCUUUGUGAAGUUUAUGAGAGCUUCCUUUGGGUUCCUUUCAGUCACUUGAACACACUUGGAAAAAUCUGUGUCUCUGAGAACUAUUUGUGCUUUGCAAGCCAGGAUGGGUCUCAAUGCCAUCUCAUAAUACCUUUAGGCGAGGUGUUUAGUGUGGAGAUGCCAGACCGCAGCACUCGUGCCCUGACUGUGUGUAUGCGUGGCAAAAGAGCUUUGCGGUUUUCUGAGGUUCGAGAUUUUGAGCGACUUGCUGCCACCAUCCGCAGGAAAUGUGGGACAGCAGGAAGCCCUCAACAUUCCUUCAGUAACCAGGAUGAGGAGGGUGUGAUGGUGGGGCAGAGUCAAGCUGUGAGCACCGAAGCUCUCAUGAAUGUCUUUCAUCCACACGAUGCAGAAAACCUUGACCCCAAAAUGCUGAAGGAGCGAAUGAAGGAGCAGUCAUGGCAGAUCCACUUUGCUGAAUAUGGCCGUGGAACUGGAAUGUUUUGCACCAAAAAAACGCGUGAUCUCAUCGUACGAGGAGUUCCUGAGACUCUCAGAGGAGAACUGUGGUUGCUCUUCUCAGGUGCUGUACAUGACAUGACCUCUCACCCCGGGUACUACGGCCGGCUGCUGGAGGAGUGUAUGGGCAGCAGCUCACUUGCGUGUGAUGAGAUUGAGAGAGAUCUACAUCGCUCCCUCCCAGAACACCCAGCAUUCCAGAGUGACACAGGAAUAUCAGCCCUCCGAAGAGUCCUGACCGCCUACGCUCACCGCAACCCCAAAAUUGGUUACUGCCAGGCGAUGAAUAUCCUGACAUCAGUGUUGCUACUGUAUGCAAAAGAGGAAGAGGCCUUCUGGCUGCUGGUAGCUGUAUGUGAAAGAAUGCUCCCAGACUACUUCAAUCGCAGAAUCAUUGGAGCAUUGGUGGACCAGGCCGUGUUUGAGGAACUGAUCCGUGUACAUCUAACCCAGCUGACAGAACAUAUGACAGACCUGUCGUUUUUCUCGUCAGUAUCGUUGUCAUGGUUCCUGACUCUCUUCAUCAGUGUACUGCCCAUAGAGAGCGCUGUGAAUGUCGUCGACUGUUUCUUUUACGAUGGAAUCAAAGCCAUCCUGCAGCUUGGCCUUGCUGUCCUUGACUACAAUAUGGACAACCUGCUUUGUUGCCAUGAUGACGCAGAGGCUGUCACAGUCCUCAACAGGUUUUUUGACAAUGUCACCAAUAAAGAUAGUCCCCUCCCAGCAACUGUACAGCAGGCGUCAGCAGCAGCCAACGACAAAUCAAUGCAUAAAGUGGACAUCAGCGAUCUCAUCAAAGAGGCGUAUGAGAAAUAUGGAGACAUUCGAACAGAGGAAGUGGAAAACAUGCGGAAGAGAAACAAGCUGUAUGUUAUUCAGACACUAGAAUACACAACCAAACAAAAUGUAUUGCGUGUUGUUGCUCAGGAUGUUAAAUUCAGUGCUGCUCAGCUGGAGGAGCUGUACAUGCUGUUUAAGAGGCAACACUUUGUGAGCUGCUACUGGUCAGUGUGUAGUCCUGCCCUGCAGAAUCAUGACCCCAGCCUGCCAUAUCUGGACCAGUACCAACUUGGUCAGUCCCAGUUUAGCAACCUGUUUAACCUGCUGCAGCCGUGGACCACACAAACGCACACUCGCACACUGGCACGAUCAGCCUUCCAUCUACUGGACGAGAAUGGAGAUGGACUGGUGAACUUUAAAGAGUUCAUAAGCGGUCUGGAUGUCUUAUACAACAGGUCAUUCACAGAAAAGCUCAAGUUUCUCUUCAAAUUGCACCUUCAACCAGGGACCCAGGAGUGUACGAUUUUAAAGUCUUCUAGAUUUAUUCCUCCGGCUGAAGGUCACUCUUUCUCCACUCGCCUUUCUGACUCUGCAGAGGAUGGAGUGAUCAGGAGAUGUCCAGAGAGAGGUCGUGCUAAAGUAGAUCUGCAAGAAUAUCUGAAACAGUGGCAGGAAGACUUGCAGCGGAGAGAGGAGAACAUUAAAGAUCUCCCCAGAAUUAACCAGGUGCAGUUCAUUGGUUUGACUAAGACUCUUUACGCUGUGUUCCACGGUGAUGAGAAGGAGGAGAGUCUGUGCCGUGCUGUGGCACGAGUUACCAGUCUUUUGUUGCGCAUGGAAGAGGUGGGACGCAAGCUACAGGAGAGCAGCCCACUAAAAACACCCCAAACUACGGCCCAAACUACACCCACCAGCUCCCCCAGCACAGCUCCGCCUGAGAUCUCCCAGCCAUUACCCGCCAGCCCUGAGACCGAAUGUGACCAUGGCCCACCUGAGUCUCCAGUGAGUCUACGUGAAACUGCUCCGUCACACUCUGACAUUACCCCUAACUCCACCUCGCGGCCCUCUACACCCACCAGCAGUCCUACCGGAACCAGCAGCCCCGCCUUGGACACACCCACAGACACACCCAGCUCGCCCAUCGUCCUCAGAGAUGAGGACUGGAGUUUCUCCUUUGAACAGAUUCUCGCAUCUCUCCUCAAUGAGCCGUAUGUUGUUCGCUUCUUUGAACGUGCUGUUGACACAGACGCUCUGAUUGCAUAUGCACGUAAAAACCAGCUUAAAGACACACACUAAACACGCACACACAUCAGAGCAAUUACAGCACAACACUGCCCUAAAAGCCAUAAACAGUCACCCUCCCUCUUUCGCUCUCUUUUCCAGUUUUCUUUGGUUCUCUUCGUCUUUCUCUGUGCAGUUUCUACUAGUCAGUGUUUGUAAAAAUCUCUGUCCAGUACAGAUGAAGGAAAUUAUUUUGUUUAAAUACAAUGGAAAAGUACAAGUCAAAGGGGAGAAAAAGAGAAGAAUUGAAGGUAGCGCUUUACAAUAUGGGUCUAUACUUUAACAUCAAUACAUUAGGUAUCAUAAACUAACAAUGAACAGUAUUUCCUUACAGCAUUUAUAUAUCCUUGUGAAUGUUGAUUUAUAAAUAUUCUAUUGUUCAUUGUUAGUUCAUAAUGCAUAUACAGCUUUAAAUGUUAAUAAUGCCUGUUAUUUUCCAUUAUUAUGCAAAUUAACAUUAACCAAGAUUAAUAAAUGCGGGAAAAGUAAUGUUCAUUGGAAGUUUAACUAUUGCGUUAUUAAUGUUAAUAUAUACAACCUUAUUGUAAAGUGUUUCUGAAUUAUAAACUGACUGUUUCAGUUAUUAAACUAAAGUCAGGUGUAAUAGUGAUGCAUUUCAGAUGGAAGGUGUGAGGUAUUGCGAUGUAAUAUAAAGGAUUAGUGUUAGCUGUAUCAAGUUGUAAAAUAGAUGAUUGGUAUAACAUAAAUAUAGAGAUGAUUGGUACAGGUAUUAUGAUAUAAUAUAGAUUAUUAAUAUGAACUAAUGUUGUAAUAUAUUUCACAGCUGUUGGGCAUUAUGAUGUAAUAUAUAUAUAUAUGGGUAUGAAUUUUUAUGAUGUAAUAUAAACAGUAGGUGUGAUUUGGGAUGAUGGCAUGUUAUAGUGUUUCAAGCUUCAUUAAGGAACCUCAGAACAUUCCUCGAGCUCAUAGGCAAAUGCACAGCGCCUGUCCCUCGUUCCCAGCCUGACCUAGCACACGUACGCACAUAUAGGAAAUACAGCCACCACUAAAGGGAGAGAUGAUUUUUAUUUUUUUCAAAAUAUUAUGCUGUUGAACUCCUAAUUAUAGAGCUAUUUAAUUUGAAAUUUUACACAAAUGGCGCCUUACUUUAUUUACCCUCCUCAAAUAAUCUUCGUAGUUGUUUUUGCUUCUGAGGGUUGUUUAGAAAUGCCUGUAAAGUCAGAGCUUAGCACAUUAACUCUUCCCACUUAGCUGAAAUCAGAUUCCACUGCAUUCAAGGUCUGCACCAGCUUGGUUCUACAUUAUUGAUGUUUGUUCCUGAGUCACUGAAUGUGUUUGUGUUUGUUUGUACAAACCAAAAUCUGUGGUUUAUGCCUUAUUCGUUUUGAUUCAGGUAUUCAGUACAAAUAUCACAAGUGCUUCCAUUCAACAAAAACGAUUUAAUCUUUUCCAUCAUUAAUGGUCAGAUAGUUAAUAGUAAAUAUUUAGCACCAUUUCCAAAUAUCAUAUUUGAACGAGCAGGAUAGUUUUUAUACAUUAUACACUUUAAAAGUAUUAAAGAAUUAUUCUGGGUUCAAUACAAGUUAAACUUAAUCGACAGCAUUUGUGGCAUAAUGUUGAUUGCCACAAAAAUUACAUUCUACUUGCCACACUUUUUCUUAAAAAGUAUGUGUUCCAUUGAGGCACUUACAAUGGAAGUAAAUGGGGCCAAUCCAUAAACAUUCAAAUACUCACUGUUUCAAAAGUAUAGCCACAAGACAUAACCAAAAUGUGUGAUAACAUGAUUUUAGUGUGAUAAAUUUGCAUACUUUUGCAUACUGUGUAACAUUAUAGGCAAUUUUACAACUAUGUUGCUAUGAUGUAAUGCUGUAAACCCUAAAAUGACCAUUUAAUGAUUUUAAAUGAUGAUUUAACAAAUGUACAGCUCAAAUAAUACACAACUUUUAACAGAAGAAUGAAUGUAAGGGCUUUUAUAAAAUUACAGGCUUCAUAUUUCUGCCUUUAAACACUUUAUAAAUUGGCCCCAUUCACUUCCAUUGUAAGUGCCUCAAUGUAACCUUGAUUUUUGCUUCAAAUACAUUUUUGUGUUGACAUUUUGCCACAAAUUCUGUCGAUUGACCUUAACUUGCAUUAAACCUGGAAUAUUCCUUUAAGGCCAUACAGUACACAAUGAAAUAUUUUAGCAAGGGAAAUAUGUAGAAUUAUAACACUAUAUAUUAUAUCCAAAGAAAUAAUAUAGCGAUCACAGUUUAAGUAACCAAACCGGUAAGGAACAUUAAGCGAUGAUUCGCUUGACCAAUCAAAGUAAGAGAUGUAUUAUGCUUUAAAAGUACCAAUGAAUAUGUAGUGAUGUUCUGAAUUUUGAACUUUGUUUAAAUGCUGAGAGCUUUUGGUGAUGAAUGCAAAAAUGUAUACGAGAGAGAAAUUGAUGUUUUGUUUAAUUCUGUGGUUAUUCUGUUUAAAGAUGUCUGGCUUACACCAGCUAAACAACGUUGUUAACUCUAAGAGUAAUGGAGUAGUUUUGUUCUUCUAAAGUUAAAAGGCACCUCAGAAUAUUGGAAUGCCAUAGUGUGUAUUUUCGGUUUUAUGUGUUGGUAAAAUUUCAACUACGGAUGAUGCUUAUUUUUUGCCAGAGUUCCUGUUUCUAGGACACACACAGCAACAGAAAAAUCUGCUCAGCACUUUGCAGAAGAUUGCAGUGGAAGUUAAAUUACCUGUGUUCCAUGUUCUCUGAGUCACUCACUUGCUGUUUGCUGAACAUUUGCUGUUCACAAAUACUGCAAGGUAAUAGUGUGGUCAUUUUUAUUUCUGUUUUUUGUCUAAAAGAUUUAGAUAUUUGUUAUGAUCUGUUUGUGCCUCAUAAACUGUCACAUUAUGGAAAUGUAUCAGUAAUGUCAAUGAAAUAAAAUGAAUGAAGAAAGGA
This is a messenger RNA of Xyrauchen texanus (razorback sucker), 6499 nucleotides long. RefSeq names its product TBC1 domain family member 8B (gene tbc1d8b). The record is from RefSeq and is a predicted model, not a curated record. Gene Ontology annotation, molecular function: calcium ion binding. The transcript has 21 exons. NCBI's taxonomy places the organism in Eukaryota, Metazoa, Chordata, Actinopteri, Cypriniformes, Catostomidae. Bases 169 to 3630 code for a protein of 1153 amino acids.